AUGAACUUUGACCAAAAGUUUAGAAGUGUCAUCAGCUCACUCUUUGCAACACAAAAAGCACACAUAGUGGAUGCUGGGUUGAUUUCAGAGCCGUUUAGGGUAGAACGAGGAGUGAGACAAGGGGACCCCCUCUCUCCUCUUCUAUAUAUACUAGCCAUAAACCCACUGAUUCAGGCAAUCAAUCAAAAUAUUAAAGGCAUUCAAGUCAAUAAUUCAACAUUCAAGAUAGCAGCUUACGCUGAUGAUCUUUCAGUAGGAAUCAGCUCUCCAUCGGACUGGUCCAAACUGUUGGAAAUACUAGCAAAAUACGAAAAAGCUUCAAACGCCAUUAUUAAUAAGGCGAAAUCUACUUUAAUUCCAUUAACAAAUAUUGCUCGAAGGGUUGAACUACCUAACCAGAACAGGUUUAAGCUCUCUAGUGAGGACCAAAACAGCUUCACUAUUCUGGGUUAUACUGUAGAUAUAGAAGGUCAUCCAGCAAAAACUCUCUGGUCCGAAGUGACUAAGAAAAUCAAAAAUAGAAUACAAGAUCUCACACUAAGAAACCUUUCCUUCAAGGGGAAAAUCCUAGCAUCCAAAACACUACUCAUCUCUAAAAUAUGGUACUUGGCCUACCUAUUGCCACCUACGAGAAAGCAAUUAAAUGAAAUUAACUCUUUAAUUACAAAUUGGAUAAAGAAAAACUCAAGAAUGCUACCACAGUACUCAACCUUCCAACUUAGUACUGAACAAGGAGGGCUAGCUGCUCCGAUUCUUAAAGACAUGCUUGAUGUUAGACUAUUGUCAAUAUGGAUUAAACUCCUCUCAAGCAAUACCUUUUGGGCCAGAACAGAAAGAGAAAAGGCAACAAUAAGGCUUCAGAACAAAAGAAAACUAUCACCGGGAGCAGCAUUAUCCCAAUCACCUUGCAAAAUUAAAGGGUGGCCAGAUAGCUGGAAACCCUAUAUUACAGCUUGGAGAAGGUUUAAAGGGAGCAUUAAUACAACCUAUACCUGGCCUUGGACACUCGAGCAAAUCAAAAUAAAUGAUAUUGAAGGACAACAAUUCACAGUCAAAAAAGUUUUACAAAGUUGGUAUAAAUCAACCGAACAAUCUCGCGAUAACUCAGAAAAGCAAAUCGAAGGCUAUAUACCUUACAAGUGGUUAAAAACAAAAUGGGUGCUAAACAAGAAAAAAGACAUCUUUUGGAGACUAAAUCAUAGAGCACUCCCACUAGGUUACCGUCUAGUGCACAUUGACCAGAACAACUUAGAGGACUGUCCGAACUGCCCUUAUGUAACUCAAACAAUAGAGCAUUUUGCUCUAAAAUGUCCACUUAGCAAAAUUAUCUGGGAAACCACAUAUAGAUUGCUUAAAGAAGCAGAAAACGAUCACAUACCUAACUCGCUCGAAGAAAUCUUUCAAGCAACCAACAUAAAAAAUACAAAAAAAAGAGAAGCCGCCACUUGGCUUCAUAUAACAACAAUCUAUGAAAUUUGGUGUUGGUAUACCCAAGCAAGGUGGGGUAACUCCUUAAUACCACAAGAAACGAUCGCAGGGGUUAUAAAGAUUAGACUCAAAUAUGAAAUCAAUCUUCUAUAUAAAUUAGCUUAUCGAAAUCUGAACUCCAGGCCUAACAAGGCCAGGCGCAUAAUUAGUUUUAUAGAACAUUCAACAUAA
Molecule: messenger RNA, 1659 nt
Organism: Ambispora leptoticha
Lineage: Eukaryota; Fungi; Glomeromycota; Glomeromycetes; Archaeosporales; Ambisporaceae
Source: the annotation of a GenBank genome assembly